Marchantia polymorpha subsp. ruderalis is the source of this 1405-nucleotide messenger RNA. Lineage: Eukaryota; Viridiplantae; Streptophyta; Marchantiopsida; Marchantiales; Marchantiaceae. The record is from the annotation of a GenBank genome assembly.
ACAGCGGACUCGGGGAGAUCGGGGGGUCAGAGCGUCAGACAGGGCUGCUUCUGGUGACCAGAGAGCGAGCGAGCGAGCGUGCGUCAACGAACUAAACCCGAACGAAGCACGAAGCGGCGAACCAACGAACCCACGAGCCCCUCAGUGACAACACGAGUGAGCACGAAGCGAAGGAGGCUGGCUGGUGAAAAGCUCGGACGAGAAGAUUGCAGCGAAUUCGAAUUUGCUGUUGUGGCGAAGCAUUGGGCGCGAGUUGGUUGGUAUAAGCAUUAGUCGUCGUCGUCGUUCUGCGAGCGCUUUUCGCGCUUGAGGUUUGGUGGAUUGGGUGUGGCCGCUCGAGGAUAAUGCUUUGUGCGGCAGCCAGGACAGGAAGGAGUGCAUCCUCUGCGGCCAGGCGGCAGGCUCUGUCGCUCACCGAAGCUGCUGCCGAUAGAAUCCGGAAGCUCUUGCAGUUGAGGCAGAAAGAGUAUUUGAGAUUGGGUGUUAAAGUUCGCGGCUGCAAUGGACUCACGUACACGCUUAAUUAUGCUGAUGACAAAGGCAAGUUCGACGAGAUCGUGGAAGAGAAGGGAGUCAAGGUGUUGAUUGACCCUCGGGCCCUGAUGCACGUUAUCGGAACAAAGAUGGACUAUAUAGAAGAUCGUCUCAAAUCAGAAUUUGUUUUCAUCAACCCUAACUCCAAAGGGCAGUGUGGCUGUGGAGAGUCUUUUACGACAUAGAGACAUUUUUUGGGGUAAUAUGAUGUACUCUGGUGAAAUUCAUUUUUGUAGCCACUUGGCGUCGUCAAGACGAGCUAGUAUGUUUAAUUAUUGGAGAUAAGAUAUAACAUGAGGUCAUAGAGUCUCAUGCAUAUUGUUGAGAUUCUGUUCUCCAGAUGAAAAUUCAACGAGCGAACCGGUAGCCCCGCGCUUAGCAAGUAGGUUUCAGAUUUUACCAUGGGCUUUACAAGGUCAAAGACUGAAUACCAGUUUGUACAUUUUUGGCAGAGUUCUGAAGGUAGGUCUGCACCCGGUUUAUUCUUCUGCAUUGUCCUGUAUAGUAGUCAUCGGAAUAAAUUGUACCAGUGAGUCACAAGUGCUCACUCACGUUCAAACAUUAUCUGGAAGCCAAGCAAUAAGACAAAGAGGGUCGAGCGUUUUGAAAGAGGCUAUCUGAUCGCUCGUUCGAUCAACUUUUUCGAUACAAGAGUGGUGGCUAUGGUUGAUGAGUUCGUAAUGUUUACAAUAUGGAGCAAACUUGGCCUUGGAGUUCUUGCCUGAUUUUUCUGUUUCAACUGAGGCGGCAUGUUCCAGUGUGUCAUCCCUAUUAUCUUCUGGUUGGUUUUUUGUGGAGUACGAACGAAAAAAAUCACAUCGAAUCGAUGUUUGCAUGUCUACUUAGUUGUCAUCUGUGUUGCAAGGAGAAU